Lineus longissimus is the source of this 1221-nucleotide messenger RNA. RefSeq lists its product as uncharacterized. The record is from RefSeq and is a predicted model, not a curated record. Gene Ontology annotation, biological process: DNA replication, removal of RNA primer. NCBI's taxonomy places the organism in Eukaryota, Metazoa, Nemertea, Pilidiophora, Heteronemertea, Lineidae. Gene Ontology annotation, molecular function: nucleic acid binding; RNA-DNA hybrid ribonuclease activity. The transcript has a single exon. The coding region runs from base 1 to 1221 and encodes 406 amino acids.
AUGGGCCUUAGAACCAUCCUUGGAGGAAUGCGAAGCACACCAAUUAGGGACAUGGAGAAAACAGCUGCCAUUCAACCCCUAGAGUUAAGAAGAGAAUACAAGACUCUGACACAGGGAGAAAAAAGUAACCGGUUGAAGACCCAUCCCCUACACCACGUGCUCCGAAAAGAACCGAUGACGAGGCUGAAACGCAAGAGCAUCAACACCAUCACGAAGGCCCUGCAAAAGGAACACCAGGACAUACUGAAAAGCGAACCUGAUCUAUGCGAAGACCUCACAAUCUCCAACUGGUCAAGGGAACGUAAGCUUCCAGAGAUAAAGCUCCAUGUUCCAAGCCUCGAGCAAAAAGGAUCCCAGACGCCAGAAGUCCAGAAGGUACUCACCCUCGAGAUGAUAGACAGAAAGUAUCCCCAUAGUACCUGGACACACGUCUAUACAGAUGGCUCAUCUCAGAAUGCAGUUAGCAAUGGAGGAAGUGGUUUUUUUAUCAAACUUCAAGACAGAAGCUCCCACUCCAUAUCCGUACCAUCCUGCAUUCUCUGCUCAAACUACAGAGCUGAGAUGCAAGCCCUAAACUCAGCCACUGACUAUCUGAUCACCACCCAAGAAGGUGUAGGAGACAAUCUCGUCUUGCUGACCGACUCUCUGUCUGCAUUACAGGCCCUUAUGGCUGCAACAUCAGACCAACUGACGGAGAAUCUAGUGAAGAACAUGAGUAGUCUUCUUCAAGACAGAAGAGUAGUCCUCCAAUGGAUACCAGCUCACGUAGGAGUACCAGGAAAUGAACGGGCAGAUCAAUUGGCGAAGGAAGGUAGCAAGCAGCACCAAACAAAAACCAGAAUGACCUACCGGGAAUCAAAAACAUUACUCAAGACGAAGCUGAAAAACCAAUGGAGAGACGACACUGAUGGGUACCAGCCAUGGAAAGACAGCAUCCACCAACUUGACAGAAAAGGCCAAGUCUCCAUCUAUCGACUCCGUACAGGGCACUCGUGCAAACUCCACCAGCACCUGAAAAAACUCGGGCUCCAUCCAACUGCUUCCUGCGAAUGUGGACUCGGCGACCAAACGCCCAGGCACAUUCUGCAGGACUGUCCCUUGAUGAAAAGAAGACAGGAAUUUUGGCCGGAGCCAUUGUCACUGAAGACUAAGCUAUGGGGAACAGCCGAAGACCUGCAACAAACAGCCGAUUUUGUCGCGGCGCACGACUUGAGGUUUUAA